AUGAAAAAGAACUCCAAAUCCAUCGAAGAGAAGAAUGAAAGGUUGGCAGCAGCGCAGGAGGCGGUCGCUCAGCAGCGGUGUGGUCGUGACUGCUCGCCUGCUCCCGGCCACGGCAUGGGCCCGCACCCGCAACAAGGCCCCCCCGGCAACAAGGGGCCAACCUCACUGUUUUUUCUCAGUGAGGACAACCCCAUACGCCGGUACACACGCUUCAUCAUCGAGUGGCCAUAUCCUUUCUCAUGCGCUGUGUCUUUCACGAAGUUGUACGUGUGUGCGUGUGCGAGUGCAGUGUCGAUAUCGUACAAGAGACCUCAAUUUCUGAGGGUCACAAAACGUGCUUUGUGGCUCGGUCUAAUAAUUUAGCGUUGUUUGAAAAUAAUAUUUUUUUAAAUAAUGCAUAUAUUUUAAUUAUAAAAUCAUAACCUUGGUUUUUAUAGUUAAUUAUUACUUUCAUGUACAAAGUUAAUCUCAUUGCCAAAUGUCUGCUUUAUCUCUUUCACGAUAAACGUUUUCCAGCUCUUUUUCAUUAAAAGUGAUUUUUCCUAGUGUGACAAACUAUUGAUGAUCAGGUCUGUAUUUUAUUCUUAAAUAUUUACCAUGCAUGCCUUUUUAACUGUAUAUUUUUGUUAUUUCACUAUUUUCAUUGCUUUUACCAACUACCAAACACCUUUAUGCACAGCUACGGUCGGAAGGAGUCUGUUUUAUAUCACUAUGGCAAAUUUUUGACGACUGUGUUCAAGAAACAAAUAGGAACAUACUAGAAGGUUAUAACAAAGCCGUUAAUUCGUAUAAACUCUUAAAUAGCUUCUCAGGCUGCAUCAGGGUUAUCAGUAUGAGUCCCAUUCAUUGUAUAUUGCGUGAUCGUUCACUAGGCGGUGAUCAAAAACGGUGAAUGAGCGAUGAGAACGAAGGCAUUCUAUUUCGUCAAUCAAAUUAGAAUUUUGUGUGAAAUGCGUUUGAAAUUAUGCAUUAAACAGGCUCAAGGAUGUUUUAUGAUAAUCAUAUAGGCCGGAGCCUCGACAUAAAAUUCUGCACGCUCAGCGAAAGGUCAAAUGUGACUUCGUCAAAAAGUAUUUUGAAAUAAAAUUUAUAAGAGAGUCGUACUGCUAACCCUGUUACUGCCGCUUCUUUCAAUAAAUAUUCAAAAUUAUGUGAUACCUAAU
Molecule: messenger RNA, 1163 nt
Organism: Gryllus bimaculatus (two-spotted cricket)
Lineage: Eukaryota; Metazoa; Arthropoda; Insecta; Orthoptera; Gryllidae
Source: the annotation of a GenBank genome assembly